This is a messenger RNA of Drosophila navojoa, 2541 nucleotides long. RefSeq names its product Ionotropic receptor 64a (gene Ir64a). Gene Ontology annotation, cellular component: membrane. Gene Ontology annotation, molecular function: ligand-gated monoatomic ion channel activity. NCBI's taxonomy places the organism in Eukaryota, Metazoa, Arthropoda, Insecta, Diptera, Drosophilidae. The record is from RefSeq and is a predicted model, not a curated record.
AUGGCUGGCUGCCCAAUCGUUUUGCUAUUACUCAGUCUCGUGGCUGGCGUACGGCUGGCUGAGUUUGAGCCGGCGGAGAGGACGGCGCGACUGCAGAGCCGGCUGAUGUUGGAGUUUGUGGUGGGGCACAAACAAAUACCGAGGUUCACUUACUUCACCUGCCGCAAUCCCGCCAGCAAUGACACGGGCAAUGUGCACGCCACUCGCGCCAACCUGAAGCAACUUUACGCGGCAUUCGAGGCCAAGAAUGCGCAGCUGAUUGGUAGCCUCUAUCGGGACAACGUGCCGCGCAGGCCCUUUGUGCGGAUUGUGAUGCUGGAUGUGCUGCAUCAGCCAAGGGGGAAGUCAGGCGGCAGGGGUAUACCGCGCGGCAGACCGGCAGGUGCGGGCGGAGGAGGUGGAGGAGGAGGCAGAGCGGGCACAGCUCUCGGCACAGCUUCAAGCAGUGCCGAUUGGUUGGACAGCGUGUUGAGGGUGGAGGCGCUGCGGCAAGUUGUGGCCGUGGAUUUGGCAUGUGGCAUGCUAAGUCGUCGUUUCCUGGAGCUGGCUUCAGCCAAGAUGCUCUACAACGAUAAAUAUCACUGGCUAUUGAUUGAGGAUUAUGCGCUGCACGUAAGUGCGGGCGUGAUGCGGCCCCAACAGCUGCAGCAGCUGCAUCUGAUGGAUACGAGCACAGACACGGAUACGGAUGAGCUAGAGCCCAUUGAAAGCUUAAUGGAGACCCUGAACUUCUACAUGAACACGGAGCUAACUCUGGCUAAGCGAACGCCCCAAGACGCCAGCUAUUCACUGUACGACAUCUGGAGCCCUGGUCGCACUUACGGCGGACACGUCAACAUCACGGAAAUUGGCAGCUUCACGUUGACAGACGGACUGCAGCUGCACAGCUGGUUUCGCACCACAUCGACGCUGCUGCGUCGUCUCAACAUGCAGCAUGCCCAAGUGCGUUGCAUGGUUGUGGUGACCAACAAAAACAUGACGGGCACGCUGCUCUACUAUCUAACGCACACGGUGUCGGGCCAUAUCGAUACAAUGAAUCGCUUCAAUUUCAAUCUGCUGAUGGCCGUCCGGGACAUGUUCAACUGGACGUUUGUGCUGUCGCGCACCUCCACCUGGGGCUAUCUGAAGAAUGGCCGUUUCGAUGGCAUGAUUGGGGCGCUCAUACGCAACGAGACGGACAUUGGCGGUGCGCCCAUCUUCUAUUGGCUGGAGCGUCACAAGUGGAUCGAUGCAGCUGGCCGCAGCUGGUCGAGUCGGCCGUGCUUCAUUUUUCGCCAUCCGCGCAACACACAAAAGGAUCGCAUCGUAUUCCUGCAGCCAUUCAGCAACGAUGUUUGGCUAUUGAUCUUGGUGUGUGGUGUUGUCACUGUGUGCAUACUCUGGCUACUGACGACGAUUGAGUGGAAGCUGGUGCCGCGGCAGGGUGCAGCGCUCAUCAAGCCGAAGGGCGGCGCUCCACGGCAUCACUAUCAUCACCAUCAUCAUACUCAGCAGCAGCAGGAGCAGCAGCAGCAGGAGAUGGCUACUUUGGAGAAUGAUGAUGUCUCAGUCGCCUCGUUGCAUUUGCUGCCAGUGGUCGGUGGGCUGCGACAGCGCUGCUAUGCGAGAUUCUGCAACUACAUCAGCAAGCGGCAGGCGUUGAGCAAGAGCUCAACACGCGAGGGUCUCCUGCUGGAGUCCGUGCUGUUCUUUGUGGGCAUAAUUUGCCAGCAGGGCUUGGGCUUCUCCACCAGCUUCACCUCGGGCCGCACCAUUGUCAUCACCUGUCUGCUCUUCUCUUUCUGCAUCUAUCAGUUCUACUCGGCCAGCAUUGUGGGCACGCUGCUCAUGGAGAAGCCAAAGACUAUCAAGACCCUGAGCGACUUGGUGCACAGCUCGCUGCAAGUUGGUGUCGAGGAUAUUGUAUACAAUCGCGAUUACUUCUUGAACACUAAAGACCCCGUUUCCAUGGAGCUGUAUGCCAAGAAAAUUACCAAGGUGCCAUCCAGCAAUGAGAACGCAGGGGGCGCAGGCGGCGAGGAGGAGCCAGCGCCGCCGCCACCUGGGACUGAUGCCAAAUCAUUUCGCGACAUUGUGCACAGUCAUGAGGUUGGCGCACAUGCCAAGGAGAACACAGCGACUAAUUGGCUAGAUCCGGAUACGGGCUUACGCCGAGUCAAGCACGAACGCUUUGCCUUUCACGUGGAUGUUGCGGCUGCCUAUAAAAUUAUUGCCGAAACAUUUGACGAGCGUGAGAUUUGUGAUCUGACAGAGGUCAGCAUGUUUGCCCCACAGAAAACAGUCAGCAUAACCCAAAAGAAUUCGCCCAUGCGCAAGGUUAUAUCGUACGGCCUGAGACGUGUUACAGAGACGGGCAUCUUUUCCUAUCAGUUCAAUAUCUGGCACUCGAGGAAGCCGCCCUGUGUGAAGAAAAUUGAGACAUCCGAUUUGCACGUGGAUAUGGAUACCAUAAGCUCGGCGCUGAUAAUACUGCUCUUCAGCUAUGGCAUUGCUCUGUUGGUGCUGGGCAUUGAGAUACUUUAUGCGAAGUGGAAACGUUGA